Molecule: messenger RNA, 1089 nt
Organism: Malassezia globosa CBS 7966
Lineage: Eukaryota; Fungi; Basidiomycota; Malasseziomycetes; Malasseziales; Malasseziaceae
Exons: 1
Coding region: 1-1089 (362 amino acids)
Biological process (GO): negative regulation of cAMP-dependent protein kinase activity
Cellular component (GO): cAMP-dependent protein kinase complex; nucleus
Molecular function (GO): protein kinase A catalytic subunit binding; cAMP binding; cAMP-dependent protein kinase inhibitor activity
Source: RefSeq, a predicted model, not a curated record
AUGACGGCGGGGGGACUAUUUCAAGGCCCGUUUGGCGGCGGUCGUGUAGCGAACGAUGAAGAGGCAGAUAGUAUUCCUGCCGGCAUCAACCUAGGGCGGCGAUCGUCCGUGUCGGCAGAAAGCAUGUCGACCCACGCAACAUGGGCGCCAGACAUGGCAUGCUUCCCGAAAACAGAGAGCCAGGAAGCGCGUUUGCUAAGCGCGCUGAAUGCAAAUAUGUUGUUUCGACAACUCGAUCCUGAGCAAGGCCAGCAGGUCGUGAUGGCGAUGCGGGAAGUGCGCAUCCCAAAUGGCCACAUUAUCAUCAAACAAGGCGACGACGGCGAUUACUGCUACGUAACGGAGAGUGGUUCGCUCGAUGUGUACGUGCAGCCGCCCGAGAUGCCCACACACGAGGCACUGGCUGCGCCUCCGGAUAAGCUCGGAACGAAAGUGAUGACGUAUGGACCAGGAUCACUGUUUGGUGACUUGGCUUUGCUGUACAUGCAACCACGCGCUGCCUCCAUUGUGGCGACAUCCGAUUGUGUGCUGUGGGCCAUGGACCGGGUGACAUUCCGCUCGAUCCUCGCCAAGGCAGACAUGCAGCGACGCAUCAUGUUCAACUCGUUUUUGCGACAGGUGCCGCUUCUCCAGCAUCUUCGGGAGGAUGAACGUUCGCGUGUGUUUGAUGCCAUCCAAUUGGAGGACUACCGCGCUGGCGAGGUGGUCUUGAAAGAGGGCGAUACUGGCACGGAGUUCUUCUUCGUUGUAAACGGCAUUGCCGAGGUCAUCAAAGCUGACAACAAAGAGCAACCAGUGACACUACUUAAGCGCGGCGACUACUUUGGUGAGCUUGCGCUUUUGAACCAAGCACCGCGCGCUGCGACGGUCAUUGCCAGUUCACGCUCACACCAUGGGGUUAUGCGAGUGGCCGUGCUGCAAAAGGAGGCAUUCACACGAUUAUUAGGCCCGCUAUCGGAUCUUAUGAACCGACAUGCCGUGGAGCACUACGGCACGUCCUUGUCCACACGGCCUACGACGCCAGCGCCUUCAGGCGGUGAGCAGGGUACAUCUGCCAUAAGAUCGUCGUCCCCACGAUCACAUUCGUAG